Messenger RNA from Cuscuta epithymum, 1365 nucleotides. The record is from the annotation of a GenBank genome assembly. NCBI's taxonomy places the organism in Eukaryota, Viridiplantae, Streptophyta, Magnoliopsida, Solanales, Convolvulaceae.
GCCAUUUCCUCUGUGGGCAGAAAGUCAAGGAAGACUGAAAGAGGCAUACCAUAGUGUUUGCAUCUGUGUGUAUCUGAAGAUCGACUCAGAGUCGGAUCGGAUUGGUCCCAAAAAUGUGGGCUUUUCCAUUUGUAGCAGAAGGUGUUGGUGCAGCUGCCUCUCUUUCAUCAUCAUCUUCAUCAUCAGUUGCUGCCAAUUUAUUCGCUCUCAACCUAUCUGUGAAUCUGGGCUUCAACAAAAUCCAAUUCCACUCUUUUCCCACUUUCAGUGCUUACCCUUCUCCUGGGUUUCUCUCCCCUCUCCCCAGAUCAGGUCAUUGUAGGGCUAGUCAAAUAGCUGAACUCUUCCCAGCGGUGUCACCUGAUAUAGUUAUUAGAGAGGCAAGGUUGGAAGACUGGUGGGAAGUGGCUGAGACCCAUUGCAGCUCCUUCUUCCCAGAAUACUCUUUUCCUCUAGAUUUUGUGUUAAGGUUGGACAGGCUGAUAGGAAUGCUUUUUGGAUUCUCCAUACCUAAUGGCUGUGAGAGAACAUGUCUAGUUGCUGUCACUGAGCGAAGCUCAGAGGAAGAAGGUUCCUUCUUAUUUAGAAGUAAUGAAGAAUUCACAAUUGGGAGCAUUAAUGGAGGAAUGAGUCUCAUGGAUAAAGGUUAUGUGUCCGGGAUAUUGACUGUGGACACUGUCGCUGAUUUUCUUCCCCGGAAAGGACCAUCAUGGCAGAGAAGGGAAUGGAAACAAAUAUACUACGUACUACGUUUGCACAAACAAAAACACACUUGAGCCUCUCUCUGCAUAAGUUAUAUUGCCUCCUGAGAAAAGGUCAUGCUUCUAAUACUUGAGUAGUUUAACAUGUUAAUCAUGUGUAGAAGAGGGAUAGCGUACAUAUCAAAUGUUGCUGUUCGGGAGAGCUUCCGUAGGAAGGGCAUAGCAAAAAAGCUCAUUGCAAAAGCCGAGGCUAAGGCCCGUAGCUGGGGAUGCCGUGCCAUUGCAUUACAUUGUGAUGCCACUAACCCUGGAGCCACAAAACUAUACACUAGUCAGGGGUAUAAAUUCAUUAAAGUUCCAGAUGGAGCUAACUGGCCUCAACCAAGGAUCUCUUCAGAUGUUCAAUUUAGUUUCAUGAUGAAGCUUCUUUAAACACUAAAGUCAGAUGUAGUAAUUAGAAAAGUAAUUUAUAUGUGUAAAUACAAGGGACAGCAUAUUUGAAAUGCAAGAGCUUUAUUGUAAUGGUUAUCCUCUCCAAAUUGGAAUAUUUGUAGAAUUAGUGUUUGGUUUCUUUGUUAUAACUGAAGCAUAUUGCUUCCAAUAUGUGGUCAUGUUGUAAAGUUAAUUACUACGCAAUAUAAUCCAGUUUAUAUUGUUAUAUAUU